Molecule: messenger RNA, 1220 nt
Organism: Homalodisca vitripennis (glassy-winged sharpshooter)
Lineage: Eukaryota; Metazoa; Arthropoda; Insecta; Hemiptera; Cicadellidae
Product: mitochondrial fission 1 protein-like
Exons: 4
Coding region: 175-630 (151 amino acids)
Biological process (GO): mitochondrial fission; mitochondrial fragmentation involved in apoptotic process; autophagy of mitochondrion
Cellular component (GO): peroxisomal membrane; mitochondrial outer membrane
Molecular function (GO): protein binding
Source: RefSeq, a predicted model, not a curated record
GAAAUGUUAACAGCAUAAUACAGUUGUUCUGCUUUUAGGUUGAUCAGUGAUCAGUCUUGUUUUAACUAGGUGAAAAUAAUUGUAUUUGUUAAUAACUAAUUUAUUUAAAAAAAGUGUUAAUUAGUAAUAUAAAAUUUGUAUUCUAUGUUGGGUAUUAUAGAUUGAAAAAGAAAUAUGGAAGAGGUUCUAGACGAAGUUGUUUCAAGUGAAGAUCUAAAGAAAUUCGAACGUGAAUAUCAUGAACAACUUUAUAAAAGCCAAGUAACUACAUCAGCUCAGUUCAAUUAUGCUUGGUGUCUGGUGCGUAGUAAAUAUCCUGCAGACAUUAGAAAAGGAAUCUUACUUUUGGAAGACCUUUACCAGGACAACCAAGGAGAUGAAAGACGUGACUAUUUGUAUUAUUUGGCAAUUGGGAAUGCUAGAAUAAAGGAAUAUUCCAAAGCUUUAAACUAUGUUCGAUCAUUUCUGAAUUUGGAGCCAGCAAAUGCACAAGUCCAGGCGUUGGAAGCUACCAUUAAAAAGAGAAUGGAAAAAGAAGGACUGAUGGGCAUGGCACUGGCAGGUACAGCUGUUCUCGCCAUGGGAGGCCUUGUUGCACUAGGAGUAGCACUCGCCAAGGGGAAAUCCUAAUCUGAAUCUCAAAAAUACCAAAUCCACUGUUUUUAUCCAUAAUUAUUUGUAAUAAUUAGGUUGCAUUUGUAUUUUUCAGAAUAAAGUGACAGUGGCAAAUCCUAAACUGUUUUAUCUUUAUUAUAUGAUUCUGGGAUACAGCAGGAUUAUUUUUAUACAGUAAGAACAUAGUUUCACUUUUUAUUUAUUGUGCUUGCUAAGAAAAUGUUUUAAAGUUGAGUGUUUUAAUAAAUUAUUAUAUAGAAGAGGUACACAGAGUCAAUGAUGUCAGUUAGGUUCAGUUAUCUUGUUUUUAUUUUAUCAAUAUCAAUACAAAAGUAGUUUUUUUACCAUUUAUGUUCCUUUUCAGUUUCGUGUUUCACACAUGUGCGAUAUCUGUAUGCUAACAGUGUUACCAAGUGAGUUUUUGUAGUUUGCCAUUGUAAAAUUCCUUGAUAAUGUGAUAUUGUGUAUUAUUUGAAGUAUUUAUGAAUUAGAUUUAUUUAUAGUCACUGAGUUGUUUUGAUGUUAUUCUAACUUACUGCAUGUUAGUGUGAUGUAUAAACAUUGUACAUUAAUUACAGAUAAAUAAUAGUAUAUUUUGAAGCACA